AUGCGCACCGUGUUCCUCAGUAUAUGGAGCUUCAAACAAGCCGGGAUGUCCCGCAUCCGAGUGAUGAGUGACAAUGUUUCGUCCAAAGGACAUAGCGAGACAGAUCGUGAACUUGAGGAGUCACAGAGUGACCACGAGGCACAGAGUGACCACAGUGACAGUGGGGAUGACGAACUUGAUGACAGAAUACUGAGGGAGGAGCUGGAUCGCAAGUAUGUCCAGCAGGACCGUCUGGGUGAAGGAGGAUACGGCUCAGUGUACGCCGGCUACCGCAGAGACGACCUGCUACCUGUGGCUAUUAAACACAUCCCCAAAAACAAGGUGCAACACACCAUUGUGGUGAGCAUUGUGGAUGGAGAACAGAAAGAAUACCCACUGGAAGUGGUGCUGUUGUCAAUGGUGGGGGAAGGCGAGACCGUUACCGGACAGACACAAGGCGCUUCCGUAGCGCUGCUGGACUGGUGCGAGCUGCAGGACGAGCUGGUGAUGGUGAUGGAGCGGCCAGUGCCCUCCAAGGACCUGAUAGACUACGUCUAUGACAGUGGAGGUUACCUACUGGAAGAGGAAGCCAAGGUAAUCCUUAGACAGCUAGUGGAGGGUAUGAUCGAUGUCCACUCUAAAGAGGUCCUGCACCGAGACAUUAAGCCAGACAACAUUCUGGUACAGACGGACCCUGAGGCUCUGCAUGUGCGCAUUCUGGACUUUGGCUGUGGCGACUUCUUGCAGGAAGACCCCUACACCAGCUAUUACGGAACGCCUGAUUAUACUCCUCCUGAGUGGUUCCUGGACAGAUCCUACCAGGCUGAGCCAUGCACAGUGUGGCAGAUUGGAGUUGUGCUGUUCUUCAUGCUGACUGGACAGCUCCCCUUCUACACCUCCGAAGAAAUAAUUAGUGAGGAGCCCGACAUACAAUACCAACUCUCCCAAGAGUGUGAGGAUCUGUUGAGGAGCUGUUUGGACAAGCGGUCUCAAAGCAGACCCUCUCUCCAAGACAUACUGCAGCACCCCUGGCUACAGUGA
Colossoma macropomum (tambaqui) is the source of this 1020-nucleotide messenger RNA. Its product is annotated as serine/threonine-protein kinase pim-2-like. The transcript has 8 exons. The record is from RefSeq and is a predicted model, not a curated record. The coding region runs from base 1 to 1020 and encodes 339 amino acids. Gene Ontology annotation, molecular function: ATP binding; protein serine/threonine kinase activity. Gene Ontology annotation, biological process: protein autophosphorylation; regulation of mitotic cell cycle; negative regulation of apoptotic process. NCBI's taxonomy places the organism in Eukaryota, Metazoa, Chordata, Actinopteri, Characiformes, Serrasalmidae. Gene Ontology annotation, cellular component: cytoplasm.